Messenger RNA from Xenia sp. Carnegie-2017, 4216 nucleotides. RefSeq lists its product as uncharacterized. Gene Ontology annotation, biological process: non-canonical Wnt signaling pathway; canonical Wnt signaling pathway. Gene Ontology annotation, cellular component: plasma membrane. The record is from RefSeq and is a predicted model, not a curated record. NCBI's taxonomy places the organism in Eukaryota, Metazoa, Cnidaria, Anthozoa, Malacalcyonacea, Xeniidae. The coding region runs from base 53 to 4216 and encodes 1387 amino acids. The transcript has 15 exons. Gene Ontology annotation, molecular function: Wnt receptor activity; Wnt-protein binding.
UCCUUAAUUUAAAUGUUAAAAGCAUUUGGUUCGGAGCGAAACGCUUCGCUAUAUGUUAUUAGAUAGAAAGAUGAAACGCUUGGCGAUGUUCUGUUUGUUUAUGCCUUUGCUGUGGAAUGCCCGUGUUCGCGGUCAAUCAGGGGCUCUUCCUCUUCCUGUAGGCUUGCAGCCUGUUGAAGUUCCACAAUGCCGCAAUUACUACAAUUUCACUUCAUUUACAAUGGCAAACAUGCUCAAUCAUACAUCGCAAACCGAAGCCAUCACAGAAAUGUCCCGUUUCUCACCACUCAUUGCUACUUUUUGCCAUCCAAAUGUUAUCUAUUUGAUGUGCUUGGUGCACAUUCCACGCUACGAUGUUGGCCGCGGAAUACAGCCGGCUUGCAGGUCGCUUUGCGAGGAAGUCUACAACGCUUGUAACUACGCGAUGGAACAAUUGUAUUUCUAUUGGCCUGAUAAAAUAUCAUGCCAAAAAUUUAACACAAGCAACACUUCAAUGUGUAUAUCAAACAAUACAAGAUUGCGUUCGCCACGUCAAGCUCCAAAAAAUUGUUCUCUGACCAUUAACGAAGGUGGAACGCCCAUUUGCUCCUCCAUCAAUAACAUGAACGGUUCAGAUAAGUACUUCCAAACAGUCAACAAGCCAUUUACUAACUACUUUAAUCACAGCAGUCAACAACAAGCCAUUUACGAGUUAAGCUUGCACACGAAACUUGUGCAUCUUCUGAUACUUCAACAGGAAGUUCCCGAAACUCCCAGUAUUGUUAGCCAAUGCUUAAACGAGAUUCGAUUUCUUUUAUGUAAUCUGUAUUUACCCAAUUGUGGUGUCAGUGUGUCUUCUGAUUAUCCUAUCACGGCAAGCCAAUGUAACGAAACUUUAAAUCGUGUUUGUCCCGUUGCCAUUGGAUAUCUUCGUCAACAAGGAUACGUAAUAAAAUGGCCAACAAUCAAUGUUGACUGUGAUAACUUCAAUACAUCAUUGUCAAAUAGUCGUGGUCGAGAUCCAAUGUACCAAGCAAUAUACCAGCGAUCCUUUGGAGGUCUGUCACCUCCUCCACCCUCUAUAAGAUUUACCUCUUCUGGAAAUUCCGUGCAAUUUAAUUGGAACAGAUUUCCUGAUAACUUUAAAUAUGAUAGCAGCGUAUCUACGUACAUUCUUUAUAAGGAAAGAGAAGACAGGAAUACUUCAUAUGCUCUUGCUCGUUUGUCAGAGACAAAUCUUACAUUUGAAACAACUAUUCCUUUUAACACUCAAUAUGACUUUUUCAUCGGUUCUGUAAAUAGCAGAGUCAAAAUCUUGGGUAGCCUUGAGAGAUUCAAAUUACAGUUGGACAAGAUUCAAAAUAUACCAAUCAAAUUCUGUUCAGACGAUUAUAACUAUACAAAACUACCAAAUAUAUUUGGUCAUGCCAACGAAAAUGAGACCAUUUUGUCGUUCUACCAAUUUGGACCAUUGCUAGAUACAGGAUGCUCCUCCGAUUUGAAACUUCUUCUCUGUGCUGCACAUUUCCCACGUUAUUUUGCAAGAAAUCGAACACUUUUACAACCAUGUCCAUCGUUGUGCAAGAACGUUGUGAAGUCCUGUUCCUAUGCAAUAAAUGAAUUAAAAUUUAAAUGGCCAGUGGAGCUGAAUUGCACUAACUUGACGAAAACAGUACCGUGUCUUUAUCCAAAUUCAAACUUGCCUCCACUAAAGGUGAAUGACUCCUGCCAGUUUGUCGGAGAGCAGCACAUUUGUUCUGUGUUUCGGAGGAGAAGUAAUCGCUCGAUUCCAUAUUUUAAUUCAGUGGACAGACACUUUCGCAAUUUUUUUGGUCACGCGUCCGUUGAACAAGCUGUAUACGAAUUGAAUAAGCAUAACAAGUUUUUUAGUUUACUGUCAAGAUUGCACAAAGAUAAUUUUAUUUCCUCGCAAAAUUACGAUCGUUGCUAUGAAGGCCUCGCUGACAUAUUAUGUCGCCUGUACUUGCCAGUUUGCCAGCAAAGUUAUCGUGUACGCAGAAGCGACUGCUUGAAUUAUUUUGGAAGUCAAUUUCAUUUUUGUCAAUUUGCCCUAACGAUGAUUGAACAACGCUAUUUUUAUACUGUUCAAUGGCCACCUGUUCAAGUGAAUUGUGAUUCAUUAAACGAGAAUGUUACUUCGACUAUUAGUAUCUACGAUCGCCAAAAUCGCCAAGAAAAAUUGCCCCCACCUUUGAAUGCACAUUACGAAACAACAGGAAGAAUGAGAGUAUCUUUAAAUUGGUUGCAGUCAUCGUUUGCAAGGAGUGCAAACGCUGUAAUUUUCCUUUAUAAGCCAAUGAUUGAAACUGCAGCGACUUACGCUCAACAUCUGCACAGAACAACAACUGCACCAACUUCCCCUUUAUCACUGAUCUUGCGUAACAAUCACGAUGUGUUUUUAGCGUAUGUCAAUACUGAAACUGGAGCACUAGGAUAUUUUCAAAGAGUAGUUUAUGUUCUGGAUCACAAUUUGUACCAACUUACAUCCAGUUUAUACCCGUGCCACGAAUAUUACCGUCAGUAUCUAUUACCAAAUAGAUUUAACGACAGAAACCUAAAUGCUAUUAGACAAAGACUUUAUCCUUUUUAUCCCCUGAGAUACACAUUGUGCAGCGAAUAUUUAGUGCCCUUCCUCUGCUCGGUUGUGGUGCCCAUGUACAAUUUGGGAAAGAGACCAGCAUGUCGCUCGAGCUGUGAAAAAGUCUUUCGAGAGUGUUCUUAUGCCAGGAGGCGCUUGAACUUUUUGUGGCCUCGUGAGUGGAGGUGCAGUCAAUUUACAGAGAGAAGCUGCUUUAAUUCGACGUCUGCAGUAAGAAAUCGUAGAAUUGAAAACAUUGAAUCUGCACUCAGGAAAAAGCGAUCCGCUGAACAAUGCAAGCCCACCACAACGAAAAUGUGCCUUGAUAUCAUGGCCGUCUUUAAUGAUCGCAGAAGAGUUGCCAUUUUCAAAUCAACAUCCGCAACCAAACCUUUAAAUUAUUUCAACCACUCGUCGACUGAAGAGGCCAUCUUUGAAUUAAGUCGAUAUUUGCCAUUGCUUAGCACUUUGAGAGAAUUUAACCGAGCUUGCUUUGACGCCAUGACAGUUUUAUUAUGUCAUCUUCAUUUACCAGCUUGCCCACGAUUAACUCUCUCUGUCAGUUACUGUCAGAGAUUUAUGAGAGCUUGCUCUUCGCGGCCGUUUCCUUUCAUCCGACAAACUAUGGAACCACGUUACCUCUUAUAUCCGCAAGUAAAUUGUAGUGAUGAGAAUUGGUUUUCUGUCAACAGUACUUCGAUACAAACCUACACAAUACCACGUUUUGCAAACUAUCCUGCUCCACCACCAAAUAAUCCCAUGAUAUCCUCGACGUCCUCCAACGCUUUAACCGUCAGCUACUCGCCACCUCCAAUUCUUUCUCGGAAUGUUGCAGUCUGCGUGUUGUAUCGACAAAAUUCAUCAAACGAAAAUUUUUUGUUUCUUCAAAGUAAUAAUGGUAGACAGUUGGUCAUUGAGAAAUUAACGAGCAGCGUUGUGUAUGAAUUGAAAGUAGCAACAUUAGAUGGUGUGGCAAGUAUUCCUGGACCUUUUCUUACAUUGACACAGAGGACACUUGAUGCUGGUGUUGUUGAUAUGCCACGUUUCUUUGAUCCUUGCUAUAACUACUACAGAAAAGCUUUGCUUCCAAACAUGUAUGGAGACAGAACCUUUGAACAAGCUAGAGAAAGAUUUUUUCCAUUUUAUCCACUUGUGAACACAUUUUGUUCAAGUGAAUUGGAAGCUUUUUUAUGUUCAGUACUUUUGCCCCGCUACGAUCCAGUUACGUACAGAGGUCAGAAGCCAUGUCGUGCUACAUGCAAACAGGUGUACAGAAGUUGCACGUUCGCUAUUAGCCACUCGAAAUUCUACUGGCCUUCGGAAAUGAAAUGCGAAAAUUUUAACGAUACAUUUUGCUAUAAUCUUACAAAAGAAGUUGAAGUUGUCCCAGUUACACCGUCGACGACUCCGUUCAUAGUUCCCCAGCGACGUCGAAGAGCAACAAGGGUAAACGAAAGUUGCAUAACUACUCCAUUUACUCCUAUUUGCUCAAUAGUAUCCGAGACUACAAGAGAUGAGGAUGUGCAGCAAACAAACAGGACGUAUUUCUCAAGAACAAUUAAUCCCUUCUCCAACUAUUUUGGACACAAUUCUACAGAUGAGGCUGUGUACAAAUUGAGUAGCUUUUCCACAUUUUAA